This is a messenger RNA of Nakaseomyces glabratus, 1101 nucleotides long. NCBI's taxonomy places the organism in Eukaryota, Fungi, Ascomycota, Saccharomycetes, Saccharomycetales, Saccharomycetaceae. The record is from RefSeq and is a predicted model, not a curated record.
AUGGUCACACGAUCACAGCUGUUGUAUCUCAAUGUUACAACGUCCAAUGAUAUCGGUCAGACGGUCACCAAUACUGUGACCGUUAUGUCAUAUGAUCAAGUGGGUGAUGGUGUAUACACUUCUGCUCCCGGUUACUCUCAGGCUCCAGUCACUACGACAACUGUCAGUGCAGACACUGCUACUGCCACUGUAGUAAUUUCGCACUUCCCAUCUAUUGGCGUCGAUGGAGUCACCAGGACAGGCACAACUACUCUCUCCACUGUUUCUGUUGGAGGUGAAACUGGCUACACUACAUCAGUCGACAGGGGCAAUGGCAGUAUCGAAACUGAUGUCAUUUCGCAUAUCACCACUACCGACUCCAAUGGUAAUCCUACAACAAUAACCACCACAAUCACCAAUGCACAAUCAGCUUCGAAUUCUAAAGCAAAUGUGGGGUCUGAUUACACCACCACUGUGGUUUCGGACGGUCACACGCUCACCGAGAUUGUAUCCCAUAGUACAGGUACUGAUGAGCAUGGCCACACAAUUGUUUCUACAGUAACAGAAACUCUAGGUGUACAGAGUCAUGGAAACACUGUCUCAAGUACAGUACCAGUCUCAACAGUAUCCGGUGCAGGAUCUAAUGCAUCUGGAGCAGCAGGUGUAGGUGGUAUUGUCAACUCUCAGAAACCUCAGUCACAAAAUGUGGCUGACCAAGGGUCUGGCAACGAAAAGCCAACACAAGCCUCGGCACAGCCGGUGGUAGUGGCUCUGGCUCUGGCUCUGGCUCUGGCUCUGGGUCAGUUCACCAAUCGGCAGGCAGUAAUGUACCAUCUGGAUCCCCAUCUGUUCAGAGUGCAAAGGGUACUGUGUCUCCAGUCAGUGGUAUUCAUAGUAGCCAAACACCACACUCUGUACCUUCCCAAGCCCAACAACAAGGACAAGGACAAGCACCAUCAUCACGUCAACAGUCUGCCACGACUGUUCUAUCACCUUCUGGUUCCUCUGUUAACAACAUCGGCAGUGGAUUCAGCAGCACGCAAACAGCAUCUGUCCUACAGGGUAAGGGUGCUUCGAUUAGAGUUGCUUCUUCCAGUAUUGUAUUCUCCAUUAUUGCAGUAA